GUGUCCUGAAGGUUCUCGGGCUCCGCGCGGUGAGUUGCUCGCGUCGGAGGAAGUAGUCAGCGCCGGGUCAGAACCCGCAGCCAGUGUGGGGGUGACUUCGGGAAGCGCCCGAGGAUCCUGAGGAGGAGGGAAGAAUUGUUGCAUAUUUUGAAGUCAAGGAUCAGGCUCUGACUUUUCUGGAUUCUGUGCUUCACCAAUAGAGGAACCCCAUGGAUUAUUAAUUAGUUCUUGCAGUUCUAGAACCAUGACUGAUGUUAAGGUGCUGAUUGGCUGGCAUCUAGGAAAGAAGCCAGUCAGGAUACAAUGCCCUUAGACAGCUGGAUGGUCACGCAAGAGAACAAUUUCAGUUGCUUGUGCCUUCUCUGGAAGAGCUUUGGUGUUUACCUAGGACAUAUCCAUGGGCUUGGUGACUUUCAGGGAUGUGGCCAUCGACUUCUCUCAGGAGGAGUGGGAGUGCCUGGACCCUGCUCAGAGGGACUUGUACGUGGAUGUGAUGUUGGAGAACUAUAGUAACUUGGUCUCAUUGGAUUUGGAGUCAACAUAUGCAACCAAAAAUAAAAUUUCAGAAAAAGACAUUUUUGAAAUACAUUUUUCCCAAUGGGAGAGGACGGAAAGAAGUAAAACUCUUGGCCUUGAGGCAUUCAUUUUCAAAAAUAAUUCUAAGUGCAAAAGCAAAUUGGAGGGACUACAGGGACAUCAAGAGGCAUACUUUAGUCAAAUGAUAAUUAGCUAUGAAAAAAUGCCCACUUACAGAAAAAGCAAAUCUUUUAGUGCACAUCAAAGAAUUCAUAAUAGAGAGAAACGCUAUAUUUGUAAGGAAUGUGGGAAGGCUUGUAGUCAUGGGUCAAAACUUGUGCAACAUGAGAGAACUCAUACGACUGAAAAGCACUUUGAAUGUAGUGAAUGUGGGAAGGACUUUUUUAGUGCCUAUCAACUUACUGUGCAUCAGAGAUUUCAUACUGGUGAGAAACCCUAUGAAUGUAAGGAAUGUGGGAAGACCUUUAGUUGGGGAUCUAGUCUUGUUAAACAUGAACGAAUCCAUACUGGUGAGAAACCCUAUGAAUGUAAAGAAUGUGGGAAGGCUUUCAGUCGUGGCUACCACCUCACUCAACAUCAGAAAAUUCAUAUUGGUGUGAAAUCUUACAAAUGUAAGGAAUGUGGGAAGGCCUUUUUUUGGGGCUCAAGCCUUGCUAAACAUGAGAUAAUUCAUACAGGUGAGAAACCUUAUAAAUGUAAAGAAUGUGGGAAGGCCUUCAGUCGUGGUUAUCAACUUACUCAGCAUCAGAAAAUUCAUACUGGCAAGAAGCCUUAUGAAUGUAAAGUAUGUGGAAAGGCUUUUUGUUGGGGCUAUCAACUUACUCGACAUCAGGUAUUUCAUACUGGCAAGAAACCCUAUGAAUGUAAGGAAUGUGGGAAGACCUUUAAUUGUGGCUCAAGUCUUAUUCAACAUGAGAGAAUCCAUACUGGCGAGAAACCUUAUGGAUGUAAAGAAUGUGGGAAGGCCUUCAGUCGUGGCUAUCACCUCACUCAACAUCAGAAAAUCCAUACUGGUGAAAAACCUUUUGAAUGUAAGGAAUGUGGGAAGGCUUUUAGUUGGGGUUCAAGCCUUGUUAAACAUGAGAGAAUCCAUACUGGUGAGAAGUCCUAUGAAUGUAAAGAAUGUGGGAAGGCCUUUGGUAGUAGCUAUCAACUUACUCGACAUCAGAUAUUUCAUACUGGUGAGAAGCCCUAUGAAUGUAAGGAAUGUGGGAAGACCUUUAAUUGUGGCUCAAGUCUUGUUCAACAUGAGAGAAUCCAUACUGGCGAGAAACCUUAUGAAUGUAAAGAAUGUGGGAAGGCUUUCAGUCGUGGCUAUCACCUUACGCAACAUCAGAAAAUCCAUACUGGUGAGAAACCUUUUAAGUGUAAGGAAUGUGGGAAGGCCUUUAGUUGGGCUUCAAGCCUUGUUAAACAUGAGAGAAUCCAUACUGGUGAGAAGUCCUAUGAAUGUAAGCAAUGUGGGAAGGCCUUUGGUAGUGGCUAUCAACUUACUGUUCAUCAGAGAUUUCAUGCUGGUGAGAACCCUUAUCAAUGUAAGGAAUUUGGGAAGACCUUUGUUCAUGGCUCAAACCUUGUUCAACAUGAGAGAACUCAUAGUAAUGACAAACCUUAUGAAUAUAAAGAAUGUGGGGAAGCCUUUAUAUGGACAACUUAAAUGAGACAAUUGAUACUGAUGAAACUUUCUGAUUGAAGAGAUGUGAACACAUUUUUUAUGUGUACGAACAAUACAAGGAGAAUCUUACUCUUGAGAAAACUUAUAAAUGUAGCGAAUGUGUAAAACCCUUA
Messenger RNA from Leopardus geoffroyi (Geoffroy's cat), 2325 nucleotides. It is a transcript of the gene ZNF283, whose product is annotated as zinc finger protein 283. The transcript is spliced from 6 exons. The record is from RefSeq and is a predicted model, not a curated record. NCBI's taxonomy places the organism in Eukaryota, Metazoa, Chordata, Mammalia, Carnivora, Felidae. Bases 398 to 2194 code for a protein of 598 amino acids. Gene Ontology annotation, cellular component: nucleus. Gene Ontology annotation, biological process: negative regulation of transcription by RNA polymerase II. Gene Ontology annotation, molecular function: DNA-binding transcription repressor activity, RNA polymerase II-specific; RNA polymerase II cis-regulatory region sequence-specific DNA binding.